This is a messenger RNA of Theobroma umbraticum, 716 nucleotides long. It is a transcript of the gene CNX7, whose product is annotated as co-factor for nitrate, reductase and xanthine dehydrogenase 7. Gene Ontology annotation, biological process: Mo-molybdopterin cofactor biosynthetic process. Lineage: Eukaryota; Viridiplantae; Streptophyta; Magnoliopsida; Malvales; Malvaceae. Gene Ontology annotation, cellular component: cytosol; molybdopterin adenylyltransferase complex. The record is from RefSeq and is a predicted model, not a curated record.
GCUGUGGAUAGUUUUUUGUAUUACAUUUGUCCAAAUUUUGUCCAGAAGAUAAACAGAGAACUUGUUCGAGCAGUCCAUUCCAGCCUCUGGAGAGUAAAAUGUGUCAUCACAUCUCCUACCUCCAGGUUUUGUAGCCGUGACAUAUUCAACUUGUGAUAAUCAAGUUGCUGCCUUCUAUUAUUGGCAUGAUGGAAUUGGAAACUAAGAAGGAUAGUUUGGUUGGCACACCUGUUGUUGAUGAGGGCUCAUCUGUUCAGAUAAAAGUGCUGUUCUUUGCCAAAGCUCGAGAUAUAACCGGGUUGACUGAUUUGCCAUUGGAGGUUUCAUCUGGUAGUACUACACAGGAUUGUCUAAACAAGCUUAUCGCUAAGUUUCCUAACUUGGAAGAUAUCCGCGGGUGCAUCGUUCUUGCUCUGAACGAGGAAUACACAACCGAGUCUGCUGUUGUUAAGGACAAAGAUGAGUUGGCCAUUAUACCUCCCAUAAGUGGUGGGUGAAUAGUUGUUUCAUAUUCUUGUACAAGCACACCAAGAAUAAAACAACUUCCAUCUAAGUAAUGUUUAUUGGAGCAUGCAAUGGAGGCACUGCAAUCUGUAAUAUGUGAAGACGAGUCAUUUAUGCUCAUGGUUCAAUUUUAAUGCAGUUUGUUCAUUUAGAGGAUGUUGUGUACAAUCCACCCAUUGGUUUACGACAAAUUUACAAUUUCAGAUACUUUA